This is a messenger RNA of Rubroshorea leprosula, 1421 nucleotides long. NCBI's taxonomy places the organism in Eukaryota, Viridiplantae, Streptophyta, Magnoliopsida, Malvales, Dipterocarpaceae. The record is from the annotation of a GenBank genome assembly.
GUCUUAGCAGUUUACAUGUCAAAGUCAUAUUUCUAGCAUCAUAAUAUACUACGACUUAUCUUCUUCAUGCCAGGAUGUAAGGAACUAAAUCUUGCCAUAUAUCACUUAGAAUAGUAGUGAUAUUUUUUAUCAGGACCUACGUGGCUCAAACAUUUUGACUUGUAGUCAUACACAGUCCUGGUAUUAGACAAUGCUCAAAAUGGCAUGCUCAGAUUCCUACCCUCUCUGUAUGGACUAUGGAUUAAGAAAGUGGCUUUCAGACACUGAAAUAUUACAAGCUGAACGUUUUCUUCUUGAGGUUGCGGAAAAUGCAAUCUUUUUCUUGAGUCGGCCUAGAAAAGCUGGUGGUCGUGGGGUUAAAGAUUUAAGGAAGUUUAAUUUGGCACUGCUGGGAAAGUGGUGGUGGCGCUUGUUAAAUGAAGGAGAUACACUAUGGAAUAAGGUGGUGAUGAGUGAAAAGUAUAAAGCAGGUAGGCUAUCUUGGGUUGGGUUUAGUGCUGUGAGUGAUAGUUCUAGAUGGUGGAAGGAUUUGUGGAGGUUAGAUAAUGGAGUUGAGGAAAUGGAGAGCUGGUUUAGGACUGGUAUAGUGAGGGAGGUUGGUGAGGGGAAUGAUACACUUUUUUGGGGAAGAUACAUGGUGUGGAUGGGGAAGCGGAUUAAUGGAGUGCGGCCAUGGGUUUUUGGAGGUGGCGUAGAGCAUACAAUGUCUUGUCCUCAAUCCAAUGCUCGAGGGAUUCCAAGAGGUAUUAAGUUAUUAUGGAAUAAGACUGUGCCACUUAAAGUCGCUGCAUUCGCAUGGAAGGUGCUACAAGAGAGGAUUCCAACAGUUGACAACUUGGCAAAGAGAGGAUUGCAUAAGGAACGGGAAGAAGGAUUAUGUGUUCUUUGUGGAGUUGUGCCUGAAACAAAAAAGCAUCUUCUGUUUACCUGUAAAAUGGCGUGGGAAAUAUGGGCAGCCUGUUAUGAAUGGUGGGGAAUCAAGGUGGUGUCUCAAGAGAAUGGGUGGAUGCAUCUAGAGCAACAUGCAGGAUUAUUCCAAAGGAAAACUACCAGGAAAAUAUGGGUGGUCAUCUGGUUUACUGUUGUUUGGUCCAUUUGGUUAUGGAGGAAUCAUACGAUAUUCAAACAGCAAAUGGAGCCACAAAGUAAGGUGAUGGAAAUGAUAAAGUUUCAAUCCUUCAGCUGGGUCAAGGCAAAAUUGGUGCCAGAUUUAUCCAUGGACGACUGGUAUACUUUCCCAAGUCAGAUCUGCAUAUAAUGGUUCAACUAGGAUUUUAGGAAACCUAGUUGAUGUGCGUUAUACUGGAAGCAAUAUUUUAAACUUGUUCUGUGCAUGGUAUUUUAAUCUUUGAGUAUUUCAAUUUUGUAAUGGGAGGGAGUACGCUUGUAUUCUAUUUUGGUAAUAAAAUUGUCUUUGUUGA